CUGAACAAGUGGGAAUCAACAACAACAGCCGAAAUAUAUGUUCUGAUCGGUCUUCUUCUAAACAUGGGGAUUGUGAAGCUGCCAGCUUCACAUCUGUACUGGAGCACCAUGGAGCCUUACAAAACAAAUAUCUUCAUACAAGCCAUGAGUCGAAAUCGAUUUCAAUUGCUGUACCAGACAAUGUUACAUUGCUGCACAAGCGACGAACAAAACAGAAUUAGAGGGGACAAAAUAGAUCCAAUUGUCCAACAAUUAGUAUCAACGUUUCAGAGGUAUUUUUGUCCUUAUCAAAAUGUAUCGGCCGAUGAAACCAUGAUUGCAUAUAAAGGAAGAGUUUCAUUCAGAAGAUAUAUGCCAAACAAACCGGUUAAAUGGGGCAUCAUUGCUAGAUCGAUUGCUGAUUCAACAACUGGAUACAUUUUCAAUGUAAAAAUAGAUUAUGGUAAUCCAAACUUGGAACAACUUCCACCCGGCGUCACAAAAACUUCGAAUUUAGUUUUGCAACUAAUGGAAAGUCAUCUGGAUAGAGGAUAUCACGUAUUUGUUGAUAGGUAUGUUGAUUAUUCGGUAUUGAUAAGACAAAUUAGAUAAUUUACGUCUCGGCGCCAUACUGCGUUCUAUUUUAGAUAACGAAUCAUUGUCGGAUAUAUCAAUCAAUUGCAUAAACUGUUUUAUCACAACCAAUUUUUAAUAAUAUUCAUUUUUAAUUUAGACUCUACAACUCUGUCGCAUUAGCCGAGGAAUUGCAGCGAAGGAAAACAUCGAUAACGGGAACAGUCAUGGCAAACCGGAAGGGACUUCCAGCAGAAAUAAAAACAAAACUAAAGAAAGGGGAAAUCAUCUCACUACGAAAAGGACAAUUACUCGCACUACUAUGGCAAGAUAAGAGGCCGAUUCC
This is a messenger RNA of Styela clava, 898 nucleotides long. NCBI's taxonomy places the organism in Eukaryota, Metazoa, Chordata, Ascidiacea, Stolidobranchia, Styelidae. The record is from RefSeq and is a predicted model, not a curated record.